AUGACGGACUCCGCGAUGACUUGUAAUGUUUGUGGCUCGCCAUAUACCUUACCAGAAGACGAAGUUGUGGGAAACCUCCCGCACGUGCUCCUGUGCGGUCACAUAUUCUGCGUGCCGUGCCUUCGCGCGCUGGUAUCUCCGCAGGGCGUCAUCACGUGCCCGGAUUGCCAGAUGGGCACCAAAGUUGAUGAAGAAGGGGUGGAUGGGUUGCAGGUGGAUAGCAGGAUCAUUGGACUCAUUUAUACCGCCAAGAUGAACUCCAAGAGAAGUUGCCAUGGAAGACACAGAUGGAGGGGUCGACGAGUUGGGAGUCUUCCCUCACCUCCACCUGCCCAUCCAACACAGAAUGCUGGAACGGAUCAAGAUUUGGUGAAAGUUCUGGAUGAAGCUCUGUGUAAGGCAACAGAAAACCUUAAUACCCUUGACAGCCUGCACCAGAGUGUAGUUCAAGGCAUACAGACUGAGCUGAAAAGGGAAAAGACUCGAAUCACCAAGGAAAUUGAGGACUGCAUUGACAAGGCAACUGGCAUAUUGCACAGAAGACGUGGUGUGCUGCUGUCUGAGCUGAACCAGGUGGAGCAGCUGUUCUCCACUGGCCGCGAGGAGUGUCGGAGGGUGGAGGCAAGACGCAAGGAGCUGUUCACGGUCAUGCAGAAAGCACGACACAUCCGUCAGGUGCCCUCACUGAGGACUUGCUGCCAUUUAGCUCAGAUUCUGGAGACUCUGCAGGAACCUGUUGAUGCUGACUCAUUCGACAGGAGUUGCCUGACCUUGUGUUCAGGACUCAGCUGCGUUCUCCAUGUGGACAGUCUGACAGAGAGUGUGGGGAACUGCCUGAAGAUCAUGGACCGCAAGGUUAAUCUGGCAUCUGAACCAGCACAGCUGGACCCCAGUCAGCCGAUGAGGAAUGGGGGGUCAGGGAAGAGGAGGACAGGGCAAGGCAGCUCUGGUCUAUCUGCGUCUCCCGAGAUGGCACAGGAAGACCUGCACACCCGGACCCCUGUAGACCCUGCUGAUGGACACAACACUGACCUCCUGCCCAGUUUUAUUAUAGAGGAAAUCAUUGAGGAAGCAGACAAUGGUGCAGAGAGAGAUGGAAUGGAGCCCAAGAACAGGGAGGGACAGAAAGUGCAGAGGAGAAACCAUAAGGUGUUGCAUGACAGGACGCCUGGAUCCCACCAGAAAGCAUUGCAGGUAUGGGUUGUGCUAAGCCAUUUAAUCAACCCAACACAUUUCUAUGUGCGGUACAUGACGGAGCGGAAAGCAGGAGUUGCGCUGGCCAGGAAGAUUAACAGGUUCUGCUCUGACGCACGUAGCCACUUCGUUGUCAGAGACCAACUCAGCACAGGUAUGAUGGUGUUUGUGAGGUCGAAAGAAGAGGUGUGGUGCAGGGCCCUGGUUUGUGAGCUCUUCCAAAAGGGCUGUCUGGAGAGUGUUUCCCAGUGCCCCAUCUCUGAGGUCGCUCGCCUACAAGUAUUCUUCCAGGAUUAUGGCUUCUCCAAGGGGCUCACCAUCUCAGGUGAUGAAGAUCUGAGCGAGCUGAAUAGGUGUCUUCGUAGAGCUGAUCUGAUUGCCCAGUCAGAUUUGCAUCACUGGGCUCCUCUGGCUAUUAGGUGUUCACUCAAAGACAUUAUUCCUUCAGACCUGGUAAAGGGUUGGAGCGAGGAGGCAUGUCAGGAGAUGAAGCAUGUGAUUGGUUCAAACGCUGUGGAGAUGCAAGUGUUUGAUCAGGAUGGAGACACCCUGCUGGUGGAUUUGAAGAAGGUGUCCACAGACAACACCAAGAACACCCCUCUCUCUCUGAGAGAGCACCUCGUGUUCAUGGAACUGGCCAGGUUCUAUUCCCCUCUUGCCAUCUCUGGAGGUAGUAAGCCUCUGCAGUUUUAUCCUCCUGUGCAUCCCAGACUGAACAUGGAGCUCAACGCUGUGGUCUCCCACGUCAACACACCGUCAGACUUCUACGUGCAACUAGUGGACAGUAGUGAUUUCCUGCUGCUGAACACAAAGCUGCAGAACCAUUACGGGUCUCCUGGAGCUGAGAGUAAGCUGCAGAUCUACUGCCCUGUUCUGGCCCAGGCCUGCAUCGCCCUCUACAACAGCAAAGACUGGUGCAGGGCUCAGGUUACAGGUUUUUCUGGUGGACAGCUGGUGGAGGUGCGGUAUGUAGACUUUGGCAACAAAACAACUCUGCCCGUUACAAACCUUAGACAGAUAAAGGAUGAGUUCUUUGCGCUGCCAGCUAUGGCGCUUUGGUGUUCUCUGGCAGAUGUUGUGAGUUUGGAACACACCUGGAGCGAUGAGAGCAUCAGAGUAUUCCGUGAACUGACAGAAAACAAGUUGGUCACUGUAGUGGCAACAAAGCAUGUGUCCCAGUACACAGCAAUUCCUGUGUGUGUGUGUGAGGUCCGCGAGCAUUCUUCUGAACAUCUAGCCAGUAUUGGAGAGAUCCUGGCCAGAAAAGGGUUGGCCUCAUUAUGCAAACAAGUCCUGGUGACAGAACCUCCCCUGCUCGAGACUGUAGUGUGGGAUCCCCCGUUGGAUGAGAGCCCGCUGGCUGCAGGUGAGCCGGUGCCCCUUAUUCCUGACCCGUCGGAGGUACAGCCCAACUUGACCCUGCCAACCUCCCUUAAGGACCUGAGGGUCAGGGUCACCCAUGUGACCUCUCCUGGAAACAUCUGUGUGCAGCUACUGCAGUCUGAUGCCCAGCUGAAGAGGAUUCAUGACUUGCUCAGUAGAGAGUAUUUAAAGUCUGAGCCAAAAGAGGUCAACUGGAAAGCUGAGAUGACAUGUGCUGCCAAUGUCAACGGAGUGUGGGAGAGAGGAAAGGUGUACAGUGUGUCUUCGGGCAGUCUCGCAGAGGUGCUGCGUUGUGACUUUGGGAAUAUGGUUAAACUCCACACCAGUAACCUGAGGCCACUCGUCCCUGAGCUGAUUGGCUCCCUGCUGCUGGAGUGUUGUCUCAGUGACGUAAGACCUGCUGGUGGUUGCUCCACCUGGACAGCCACAGCUUGUGAAUUCAUCUCCUACUAUCUGACUGGAGCCUUGGCCAUAAUGACCAUUAAGGAUCCCUCUGUUGCCAGACCAAUGCCGAUCUCUCUGUACUGCUCCAACCGAGCAGGCCAGGACGUUAGUAUCGCAGACUUCCUCAUCAGCGAGGGACUCGCCCUGAGAGAGAGAAGUGUCAAAGCUGCUGCCCAACGCAAACCAGACCCUACCCUGUCUGAGGAAAUCAGCUGUCCACCAGAGGGCAUUUUGGCAGGUCAGGAUGAGUGUGUCUCGACCUUGGAAGACAUCGUGCGUGAAGACGGUGAUCAGCGUAGCCAGCAGUGGUGCACCUCUCCACCCAAACAUGCCCCAUCCCCAACCUCUCCCCCAGCAGUGAGGACGCAGGCCUAUCUGCCCCCCGAGUUGCCGCCACACAGACUCACGCGCAUGAGCAUCUGCGCUGUGUCUGACAACGGGGUCAUCUACACCAUGACCCCACAGACUGAGUGUGAAUUUGAGCGCUUGCAGGAGUCUCUGCAGCAGCACAUUAAGACCCUUCCCCGCCAGAAGUCCUACAACUGGAAGAAAGUGCUGGGCUGUGCUGUCAUGGGCUCCGACAUGUUGUGGUACCGUGGGCAGGUCCAGGAGGUCAUUGGCGGUCAUGUGAAGGUCCGAUACGUGGAUCAGGGCAUAGUGGAGAACAUUCCCGUAUGCCACGUCUAUCCCAAGGUGCUUUGUGAGACUGUUCCUCAGCUCUGCGUGCCUUGUCAGAUAAAUGGCGUGAUUCCGGUAGGGACAAUGUGGCAGUGGGAUGCAGUGGCCCUGAUGAAGGAGUUAUUGCUUGGCCGUACUUUUGACGUGCAGGUCGUGGAACUGCCGGAGGACCCACGAGGCUUGGUUACCGUGGAGAUAAUGUUGGAUGGGAUGCCGCUGAGCAGACUCAUGGUGUAUCACCAGCAUGCCACUGCUGUCCCUGGCAGCAGCAGCCUUGAGGAUUACGUGGUGAAGGCUCCAGUGCCAGAUUUGGAUGACUGGGAUAUAACCAUAGAGGGCUUGGAGGAUCCCUCGGCUAUUUUAGGGGUGUAUAGUAACCCCAAACUUCCUGAUAAAGGCAAACUAUUCCAGGUCCAGAUUAAGCACAUUCGAGCCCCCAACGAGGUGUUCCUGAGUUUGUUGGACACACAGGAGUGUGAGGGGGAGACUCUGGAGGAAGCUCUGGAGCGAGUGAACAGUGAUGCUGCCUCUCUGGCCCAGCUCACAGACUUCCCCAUCGAGGGCCCAUGUCUAGCUCAGUACAGAGAUGGCAAAUAUUACCGUGCAAAGCUGUUGGGUUUUGCCGAGCUCAGCCCCAGUGUCAGGCUUCUCGUGAGACAUGUGGACUUUGGCUCAGAUGACAUCCUACUGCCAUAUGAGCUGCGCUGUCUUCCCUCCUCGCUCCUCCGUUUCCCAUGUGGGGCGGUCUGUGUGUGGCUGGCGGGCUUCAAGCCGCAGUGCGCGUGUGUGGAGUUGGAGCGCGUCUCCUACCGGCCAGAGUGGAGCAUGCGGGCCAUGCUAGAGAUGAUCGACCUGCUGCAUGGUUGCCUUAGUGCCAUGGUGACGGCAGUGGAGCCACAGCUGAUCGUGUACUUGUACAACGCAGAUGGGACGUUGGUGCAUGUGCCCCUGGUGGAGAAAGGCCUUGCUGAAUAUGACUGACCUGAUACUGAAUAAGAGUAUAACCAUACAGCAAACUACGAGACUUGCCCGUUUAAUGGGUCUGUUUUGUUAUUGCGCAAUGUUGUUUUUGUAAACUGAAGGAGGCUUUUAAAUGCCUGCAAAGUAAUAUUUUCCACGUUUUGUUUGCUCCAGGAAGAGUGGCAUUUUUGUCUUAUUAGACCACAGGUUGAUGUUCUAAGUUCACAGUACUUGUUUAGUGUGGACUCAUUACAGUAACUUAAACAAUAGUACUUAUGUUAACUGUGCUAAAGCUCAGAUUUCAGUCUGC
This is a messenger RNA of Electrophorus electricus (electric eel), 4969 nucleotides long. The record is from RefSeq and is a predicted model, not a curated record. Lineage: Eukaryota; Metazoa; Chordata; Actinopteri; Gymnotiformes; Gymnotidae.